This is a messenger RNA of Galeopterus variegatus (Sunda flying lemur), 145 nucleotides long. It is a transcript of the gene DELEC1, whose product is annotated as deleted in esophageal cancer 1. The annotation marks the transcript as partial. NCBI's taxonomy places the organism in Eukaryota, Metazoa, Chordata, Mammalia, Dermoptera, Cynocephalidae. The transcript has 2 exons. The record is from RefSeq and is a predicted model, not a curated record.
AUGGUAGGUCUCAUUGAAAAAGUGAAUUUGAGCUUGAAGGAGGCUCAGGGAGGGAGGUCUGUAAAGUGGCAGGCAGGACUCUGCCACAAUGGGGAAAAUGAUUUUUCUAUAUGUCUUGUUAGAUCCAAAACUGCAGAGGGUCUUG